UUGAUCUUUCAGAAUGAAGCUGAUGAUUUGCAUUUGGCGGGUACACCGCUUACUCCAUGCGGAUCAAAUCCAUGGGAUAAGGCUUUCUUGCCAAGAAAAUGGUAUAACUUCGAUGCCAACUUUAUGAAGCCAUUGUUGACUCACGCCACACCUUCGCUGGAGCAAACUUUGCCACCAUUUUGUCUUCCAUUUGCUCGGAUGUUCACAUCACUCAAGCAGACAGCGGCUACUACCAGUGGGUCGAACGAAUCGAGCCCUUGCGCCUCAGUCAAUGUUGCUGAAGUAAAUAAGUAUUUGGAGAAUACUUCCGUUGUCUCAUGUGUCUAUGGUGCUGGAUAA
Molecule: messenger RNA, 339 nt
Organism: Cooperia oncophora
Lineage: Eukaryota; Metazoa; Nematoda; Chromadorea; Rhabditida; Trichostrongylidae
Source: the annotation of a GenBank genome assembly